Messenger RNA from Closterium sp. Naga37s-1, 969 nucleotides. NCBI's taxonomy places the organism in Eukaryota, Viridiplantae, Streptophyta, Zygnematophyceae, Desmidiales, Closteriaceae. The record is from the annotation of a GenBank genome assembly.
AUGUCUUUUCACGUUCACAAAGUUCAUCUGAUUAUCGUAACUCUUUUCGCUCCAUAUCCUCCUUCUCACACCAGACAUGAGCCUGCCAACCGCCGCUUCUCGUCUCACCAGCGGCUGCAUCCCUCAGGAAUCUGCAAACCUCACCUGCCAAAUCCCCUGAAAAGUCGCCUGACGAGCCACGCGACAGGAUACAGCGAAGGGGAUGAGCAUGAGGCCAAGUCUCAUGCGGCGCAUCAGGCGGAGGAAGAGAAGAAACAGGAGAGCCAGCAGCAGCAGCCGCUGCAGUGGUUAGCGGAAGGAGCCGCUGCUGUGCUGAAGGGGGCUGUGGAGGGGGGUGUUGUGGCUGCUGCGGUGGGGGCUGUGCUGGAGGCGAGUCAGCCCGCGGAGGAGCAUUCGGAUUUGGACGCGCGGGAGAAGGGCGAGGAGUAUUCCGCUACCAUGCAGGUGGCCAUGGGGAACACAGCUACCUCAUGGUACUUUGAUCUGGAUAUCAACCCGAUCAUCGAGCGGGCGGCAGAGCGUGGCGACAUUCGGCACUUGUGGACUGAGAUCAGGGACUUUGACCCCUUUGACCUGCGCAUGCAGCUGCCGAGGGCUGUAGCAGCGCUGCACAAGGCAGUGAUGGAGUGUGGCACGGCGUACGUGCACUGCACUGCCGGUCUCGGCAGGGCCCCGGCUGUAGCGGUGAGUCCGGCUGUAGCGCUGAGUCCGGCUGUAGCGCUGAGUCCCGCCUGCUCCUCUCUCCCUUCUGUGCUCCUUUUCCCUUCCACUCCUCUCCCCAUCCGUUCUUUUCCCUCCUACGCCUCCUCUCUCCUCGCCUUUCUGCUUCCCCCCACCUCAAUGCUCCCCUCCCUACCCCCCCACCUCAAUGCUCCCCUCCCUCCCCCCCCACCUCAAUGCUCCCCUCCCUCCCCCCCCACCUCAAUGCUCCCCUCCCUCCCCCUCCACCCAAUUCCCUCCCCGCCCUAA